GUGAUAAAAGUAACAUUUGACAGGAGGUGGGAGGUGACGUCAGCACGGCCAGGCAGCAGACAGGCAGCAUUGGGACGUCAGCACCGGCAUGGAGGUGGAAGUAGAGGAGGUGGCCAAUCUUCUCUUCGAGGACGGGAUUCCUGACGGUUGGAAUGAGAAUGAUGACUUUCCUAACUACAUCAUCCAGCUGGCCUCCUGUGGUGUGGAGAAACUGGGCAAGGAGAGUGCACACCUGCAUGAAGAAAGGAAUGCCAUUUUGGAUCAGACCAAGGACCUCGCCUACACCAACUACAAGACCUUCAUCCACACAGCUGACUGUUCCAAGACCAUCUACAAUGAUUUUACCAGUGUGGAAAGUCACCUGGAGGGAUUGUCUUCCUGUCUUCCUAACCUGAGAACAAGUGUUGAGAGUUUCUUGGCCACUUCCAAGAACCUGGCCCAGUCAAGACACCUCACCUCACUCACUCUCACCAAACACACACAGCUACUUGAGAUUCUUGAACUGCCUCAGCUGAUGGACACCUGCGUGAGGAACGGUUACUAUGAGGAGGCUCUGGAGAUUGUGGCGUAUGUCCGGCGGCUGGAGAAGAAACACACAGACAUUCCUAUUAUUGUGGGCAUUGUGAAGGAGGUACAGGCAGGCACUCGCCUCAUGCUGAGCCAACUCCUCGCACAGCUACGCUCGCCCCUGGCACUGCCACAGUGCCUCAAAGUGAUAGGCUUGUUGAGGCGUCUUGAUGUCUUCACUGAGCCUGAACUGAGACUGAAGUUCCUCCAAGCUCGAGACUCUUGGUUUAAUGGCAUCUUAAAGAGCAUACCAAGGGAAGAUGCCUACCAGCACAUCAUCAAGGUGGUGGAGGCCUCCAGGGUGCAUCUCUUUGACAUUGUCACACAGUACCGUGCCAUUUUCUCUGAUGACGACAACAGAUUUGGUCUUGGGGACCCUGAGGUCAAUGAACAAGCAAUAUUCCAUGGCUGGAUAUUGCACAAGGUUAACCAGUUCAUCAGACUGGUGGAGAGGGACCUGCAGCGAGGAGUGGGUGGCAACCUGGAGGCUGUCCUGGCGCAGUGUAUGUUCUUUGGCCAGUCUUUCAGCCGCAUUGGAGCCGACUUCCGAAACCUCUUAAUCCCUCUAUUCCAGAAAGCAGCCUUGACACAGCUUGAAAAGGACAUCAGAAUUGCUAAUAUAAAAUUUGAUGAGACUCUGAGCUGUUUCUCUCUUAUGGAAGCCCAACAACUAAGUUCAUCUGCAACACUUCUGCCAGAAACACAGGACAAGACCAGACCACCUCUGUCUCUGAUGGAGUUUGCACCACUGGCUCACUACAUGAAUGGCCUGGUGGCCGCCUUCAACACCUUGCGGCAGUGUUGUCCUGUGGCCACUCUUUCAGGAGCCAUGAAGCUCAUCCAGCAGUCUCUUGGAAAAGUUAUUUCGGCUUUGCUUGAGCUGCACAGGUUGGAGAGUUCUGGCUUCACGGCACGAGAGGUGGCAUCAUUCCAGCGCAUGUGCUCUGUGGUGGCCAAUGACCUCUUCCCACACAUCAAUAAAUGUCUGCGCUGUCUGUAUCCUCUCCAGCAAAUAUCACUCAUCACUGGUAUUCCUGUUAACCAACUUCAGAGACAGAACUGUGGUCAGUUAAAAAGUGAGGAAUUACUUGCCCCUAUACGACAUCUGUUACCCGAGGUGGAAGAGAAAGUCCUCGACUUUAAUGUGAGAGAGACUAUCAUAGAAGAGAGAGGUUCUGACAUGGACUUGACACAGACAAUGCAGACAGACAUUUCAGGUGACAGACUAGAAACCCCAGCAGUAGUUCAGGCCACAGCUGGGGAUGCUGACCAGACUCCAGAUGUAACAGGAACAACCCAGGAGUUUGAAACUCCCAGCAAUAUAGAAACUUUUAAGGAAAAUACUAAAGCAGUGUAUACGUUAGGUCCAGACAAUGAAGAUACACAAAUUAUUUUAGUACAUGAUGAAAGACAGUCCUUAACUGAUGAGCCCUUGGUAAAUGAGGAAAAUGUGCCGGAAAAUGUGCCAUCCUCUCACAACCCACCUGUGCCAAUUCAAGACACGUCCAUAGUUACACCUGAUAGUGUCACCCAUACAAUUUCUUGAAUUACCAUUACUGUACAGAAUAUUAUUAUUAAUCCAUGCCAUACAAGUUGGUAAAUGUACAAAAAAAAAAGUUUACCAACAAAAAAUGAAGGAACAGGGCAAAACACAAGAAAAAUUUCCCAGUCUCUCAAACAAAUGUACACCUUCAGUGCAGGAAAACAUUGUGCAGUUUGAAUUUUUUUUUAUACACAUCUUUUUUACAAAAAUCGUUAUUUUUCCCUACUUACGUUAUUUAUUGUGUUCUGGAUCCUAAAAAUUACUCUGGCUCAGUACUUCCUGCAAACAUGGGGGCAAUACAAUGCUUUAGCUGCUAAUUGGCCUUGCUUGCACUAAGUGUCUUUAAAAACAUGCAGUUGCAUUCCUAUUGAAACCAUUUUUGGACUACCAUACUAACUAACUUUUGGAUAAUGUAGUACUUUCACAAAUAGGGAUAGGAAUACUACAGUUAUAUCACUUAAAAUCUUUUAAAAAUGGGACUUUGCAAGCUAAUCAGCAGCAAGAGCCACCUUCCUAGUGUGUUCCAUUACCCUGUACUGAGAACAUCCAGUCAGAUGUGUGGAUCACACUUACAACACCUUGCAAGUGCAGGGAAGGAGUGAACACUACUGUGGUGAGUGGUGGCAAAGGUUGGCAUCUAUGCAGACCUUGCCCUUACACUUGUUAUUGUCAGCAGCAUUUUCACUACAACAUAAUAAAUUUGAUGUUAUGCUACUUUUCCUUUUUUCUCAUUGAUGUGUGUGUGACCUUGUGAUUCUGAAGAACCUCAAUUGUGUAAUAUUGCUGAAAAAUAUAUGAAUAAUUUCU
Messenger RNA from Scylla paramamosain (green mud crab), 2917 nucleotides. RefSeq names its product conserved oligomeric Golgi complex subunit 8-like (gene Cog8). The transcript has 13 exons. Gene Ontology annotation, cellular component: COG complex. The record is from RefSeq and is a predicted model, not a curated record. The coding region runs from base 89 to 2113 and encodes 674 amino acids. NCBI's taxonomy places the organism in Eukaryota, Metazoa, Arthropoda, Malacostraca, Decapoda, Portunidae. Gene Ontology annotation, biological process: intra-Golgi vesicle-mediated transport.